Molecule: messenger RNA, 2497 nt
Organism: Nanorana parkeri
Lineage: Eukaryota; Metazoa; Chordata; Amphibia; Anura; Dicroglossidae
Gene: NOLC1
Product: nucleolar and coiled-body phosphoprotein 1
Exons: 15
Coding region: 58-2430 (790 amino acids)
Cellular component (GO): nucleoplasm; nucleolus
Molecular function (GO): protein binding
Source: RefSeq, a predicted model, not a curated record
GCGCCGGAGCCCUCUUUUACACGUGAUCGCGGAGCUGCAGCGUGCGAAGCCAGAAUCAUGGCGGAUAGACCCGUGGUACCCAGCGAUUUAUUCCCUCAUAUAUUGCGCUUCCUUCGCGACAACCAGUUGGUUAGCACCGCCAAAGAGUUCAGCAAGGCCACCGGAUUGAAAGAUAAGGACAACAGCCCUGCCAGUCUUGUGGAUAUAUACAGCGAUUGGCUAAAAUCCCCAGCUUCUAAAAAAAGGAAACCUCUUGCUAACAGUCUUCCCAAAAAAAAGGCUGCUAAGGAAUCCAGCAGCGAAGACAGUUCUAGUGAAGAUGAAGAGCCACCUGCUAAAAAGCCAAGUAUGUUGUCACCGGCAGCAGUCAAGAAAGCAGUGACUAAAGUGCUCCCAACAAAGAAAGCCGAAAGCAGCAGUGAAGAUUCUGAAUCUGAAGAGGAAGCCAAGAAACCUCCUCCUAAAAAGGCUACACCCCUGGCAAAGGCAGACAAUGUGAAAACUCCACCGCAGAAGAAAGCAAAAGACUCGAGUUCGGACUCCAGUUCAGAAGAUGAAGCCCCCCAGAAAAAACAGGCUCCUCCUGUGAAGUCCCCUGCACCAAAGUCCGCAGCACAGCCAUCCUCAGCAAAAACAACUCCAGCAUUAAAAACGCGUAAACCGGAUACCAGUAGCAGUGAAGAGUCGGAAGACAGCACCCCAGCAAAGCCUGCUACAACUAAAACUCCUCCUGCCAAAUCUGCUGCUGCAGCCAAAUCCCCUGCACCGUCCAAGCCUGCAGUGAAGAAGGCAGGCAGUGGGAAAAAAAGCUCCAGCAGUGAUGACUCUUCAGACAGUUCUGAAGAUGAGAAACCUGCAGCAAAAACUAAAGCAAAGCCAGGUGCAUACAGUGCUGUACCUCCACCAACAUUAGACAAGAAACAAGCAACUCCAAAAACUACUCCCAAGGCAAAUGCUAAAGCAGAAAGCAGCAGUGACUCUUCAGACAGCAGUGAGGAGGAGCAGUCAACAAAGAAAGCCAAGGUCACGCCAGGAAAGUCUCCUGCAUCGGCUAAACCUGUUGCAAAGAAAGCCAAUGAGGAAUCCAGUGAUGAAGAUAAGACUGGCAAACCAGCAGCAAAAACACCAACUGGCAAGACUGCUACAGCCACAGCUAAAACUCCACCUGCAAAGGUUACUCCUAAAUCUGCACAAGCAAAGAAGGAUUCCAGCUCCUCUGACAGCUCUGACUCAAGUGAUGAUGAAAAGACGAAAAAGGUUCCAGCUAAGCCCACAGCAAAAACUCCACCUGCAAAACCUGUUGCCAAACUGACACCAGCCAAAACUACUCCUGCCAAAAAGGAUGCAAGUUCUUCUGACAGUUCUGAUUCCAGUGAGGAUGAAAAAAAGAAAAAGGCUCCCGCUAAACCAGCAGUGAAAACGCCACCUUCAAAGCCUGCUGCAAAAGCAGUCCCUGCCAGCAAAAAGGAAUCUAGUUCUUCUGACAGCUCUGACUCUGAAAGCGAGGAGGAUUCCACAAAGAAGGCUGCCAGUAAGCCAUCUGCUAAACAAGCUGCUGCGGCAAAGCCAGCACCAGCCAAGCAGAAUGAGGCUAGUAAAAAGACACCAACUAAACCUUUGACCCCCAAGUCUGCAGGACCAGUGAAAAACAAGGCAGCAGAACAGAGCAGCAGCUCUGAUUCCGACAGCUCAAGUGAUGAAAAAGAAAAAGCUAAAAAAACUGUUAAGUCACCAGCAGCUGCACCAGCUGCCAAGAAACCAAUCCCUGUGAAUAAAACAAAAGCCAGUAGUAGCUCUUCAUCAGACAGCUCCAGCGAUGAAGAAGAGAAACCUAAACAAGCAGCUGUGAAAAAGAAAGCAAAGUCCGUCCCAAAGAAAAAAGAAAGCAGCUCUGAAGAGAGUAGCUCAGAAGAGGAGAAAGCAAAAAAAACAGCUACCUCAAAGUCUCCAGCAGCUAAACCGGCCACUACUCCCAAGAGUGCAAAGUCCACACCAAAAGCUGCAGCUAAGAAAGCUAAAGAGAGUUCAGAGGAAAGCUCCUCCAGUGAGGAAGAGGAGGAAAAUGUCACAGUGAAUGGUAAUUCUGGAAAACGGAAAAGGGAAGGUGAUCAGGAGCAGACACCGGACAAUAAGAAAAUUCAAGUGAAAACUCCAAACACAUUCCCCAAGGCUAACAAGAAGGAAGAUCAGAAAAAUACUCCUUUCCGAAGAGUAGUUGAAGAGCAUGUUGACGUUGACCCCCGUAUGUCUAACAAUUCGUUUGACGCAAAGAAAGGAGCAAAAGGAGACUGGGGGGAGAAAGCCAAUAAUGUUUUGAAAUUCACUAAAGGAAAAUCUUUCCGUCAUGAAAAGACAAAGAAAAAGCGGGGCAGUUAUUGCGGUGGAGCCAUUUCUACAACCGUGAACUCCAUAAAGUUUGACAGUGACUGAACUGGAAUAUUUUGUAAAUCAAUACAUUGAACUUUUUUCUGGAUGCUGUACUUUGACUGGCUGCAGU